CUUUUUAGAGUUGUGAACUAAUUACUUGAAGUAAACACGUGACAAAAGUGAACGAGUUGAUGUAAUAGUGCAAUUUAUUUAUGAAAUGAUGAUUAUUUGAAUCUAUUGAAUAAUUCGUUUCAAGUGUAUCGGAUUUUAGCAGAAAGAAAAGUAAAUCGUUCGUGUAAAACAAUUUAACAUUUAUUUGAGAUUUAUUUUUAAUGAUGGAUAUAGAAGAGAAGGCUACAAAGUAUGGUGUGUCUUCGACUUUAUUGCAUGAUUGGAAUAAAGAGCAGAUUGAAUUAAAGAAAAAAAUUAUUUUAUCUGAUUCUGAAGAAUGGCAGAAAUCUAAAGAUGCAAUCGAAAGUGAAGAAAACUGUACCAAAGCUACUCUUCAAUAUGUAGCAGGUGUUGAUAUUUCAUACAGAAAAGAUCAUGAACAAGAAGCUUGUACUGCCUGUGUUGUAUGCAGUCUACCAGAUUUAGAAGUUGUUUAUGAAGAUUUGGAAAUUGUAAAUGUUACAACACCAUAUGUUCCAGGAUUUUUGGCAUUUCGUGAGGUAUCUUUCUUACAAAAUGCUGUAGAGAAAAUUAAAUCAUCUCAUCCUGAAUAUGUACCUCAGGUAGUAUUGGUUGAUGGAAAUGGAAUAUUACACCCAAAUGGAUUUGGUGCUGCAUGCCAUUUAGGAGUUUUACUUGAUAUCCCAUGCAUUGGAGUUGCAAAGAAUCUUUUUUUCUUAGAUAAUAUAGUACGAGAUGAAGAUUAUCAUAAUAAGGUUCUUUCUUUAAAAGAAGUUGGUGAUUUUUUUCCAUUAUAUGAAAAUUCUGGGAGAAAGGUUGGAGUGGCUCUGAAAACAAGCAAACCAAAUACAAAUCCGGUGAUUGUAUCUGUAGGUCAUCGAUGCACAAUAGAUACUGCAAUCUGGACAGUGCUUCGGUGUUCUAAAUAUAGAAUACCAGAACCAUUACGUCAAGCAGACAUCAGAUCCAGAGAAUUCUUAAGAAUUCAUAAUUGUUAAUAAUUUCAACAGCUGAAAUUUGUUGAAAAUACUCUUUAUAAGGCUUAUUUGUAUAGAUAUAAGAUUAUUAUUGUUAUGUACCUUUAUAAAAGAUUAAUGUGAA
Messenger RNA from Centruroides sculpturatus (bark scorpion), 1101 nucleotides. Its product is annotated as endonuclease V-like. The transcript is spliced from 8 exons. The record is from RefSeq and is a predicted model, not a curated record. Gene Ontology annotation, molecular function: RNA endonuclease activity producing 5'-phosphomonoesters, hydrolytic mechanism; single-stranded RNA binding. The coding region runs from base 201 to 998 and encodes 265 amino acids. NCBI's taxonomy places the organism in Eukaryota, Metazoa, Arthropoda, Arachnida, Scorpiones, Buthidae. Gene Ontology annotation, biological process: DNA repair. Gene Ontology annotation, cellular component: cytoplasm; nucleolus.